CACUUUGUUCUGUGUGUCUGAAAUCUGAAAAUGUUUAGGUGUUUUGGUCACUGUUGACGGUAGCUGCAGAAAUCCCUUAAUAAAUAACUCAUGGAACUUGAAUCUGGGUUGUUUUUGUUUUUGGCUGGUUUGUUUGUUUUAAAAGAGGCAAGUUGGAAUUUGAACUCUCAUGAUUUCAACUUUGAAGUGGAAUAACUGUAGCCCAGUAUUGCAAUGGAUGUGGAAGAAGAAAAUACUGGUCUUUGCCUAUUUCGAAGUUCAGGAAGGAUCACUCAUCCACAUUAUCUACUUAAUCUACUGAUGGGUGAUUUUGUCUCUGACUGGUCUCCUUUACAUGAAGCAUCCAUUCAUGGGAGACUACAUGCUCUGAAGAAACUCAUCAAUCAGGGAGCUAGUGUGAAUUUUAGGACAGCAGAUUGUGUAUCUCCUCUCCAUGAAGCUUGCUUAGGAGGACAUGCUGCAUGUGUCAGUGUUUUAUUAAAACAUGGAGCCAACGUAAAUGCCACUACUAUUGACUGGAACACACCCCUGUUCAACACUUGUGUCAGUGGUAGCGUUGACUGCUUGAACCUGCUACUGCAACAUAGAGCCAGCCCACAUCGAGUUUGUGACCUGGCAUCCCCCAUCCAUGAAGCUGCUAAAAGAGGUCAUACCAAAUGUGUGGAAACUCUUCUAUCCAAUGGAGUCAGUAUUGACCAUAACAUAAAGCAUCUUGGAACUCCACUGUACAUCGCUUGUGAGAAUCAACAGUUGAAAUGUGCGAAAAAGUUACUUGAGUCAGGUAAUUCACUAAAAGGAGCAAGUGCAAAUAGUGGAAAAGGUCUGGAUUCUCCUCUCCACAUAGCUGCUCAAACUUCCAAUAUUGACAUGGUCCAUUUGCUUAUUGACUUUGGAGCAAAUACUAGGGUAAUUAAUGCAGAAGGAAAAAAGCCAAUAGAGCUAGUUCCAGCCAACAGUGCACUAAUGCAGAUAUUUCUGCAGAGAGAAGGUGCCCAUUAACUUUUGUUUCUUUCAAACACAGAGUACAGUAUGUAAAGAUCCCGAGGCAUGCUUUGAAUGGACAUAUCUGUAUCACAUUGUUAACUCUUACCAAUAUGCCAGAAUGUGCUCUUAUCACAUACAAUAUUGCUAAUAUUUCCACUAACUUGCAACUACUAAUGCCAUAAUGGAUGCAACCUUAUAAUAAUUAAAGGGAAUGCUCAUGGAGAUAGAUCCAAGUACUUCCUGUGAGAUGCAGAUUUCAGACAAAAGGAAGAAUGGAUUUUUUCCAAACCUGAAGUUUCAGAUAUGAUAUUGUUACAAUCAUAAUUCACAUUUGUAGAUUUUUAUAAAGAUAUCGAGUUCAACAGAAAAGUGUAAAAAAGAAGGAAAACUUUGUAACUAUGUGUAUAUAUUACAUAUGUGUAUGUAUUACAUAUGAAUAUUUUGCUGAAUAUAUCUCCAGUAGGAAACUGGUUCAUAAUACUUUUAUUCUCAGUAAAUAUGUACCCAUGCAUGACUGUACACAUUAUUAUAUAUGGCAUUUUUCAAAACCAAGACCCAAAGUGACACAAGAUUUGCAAAAGGUUUGUUCUGCUAUAGUAAAUUGUUUUGGCUGGUAUUGUAACAGGAUCGUUUAAUUCCAAAUUAAAACAAUUAUAUGGUA
This is a messenger RNA of Protobothrops mucrosquamatus (brown spotted pit viper), 1645 nucleotides long. It is a transcript of the gene ASB9, whose product is annotated as ankyrin repeat and SOCS box containing 9. Bases 214 to 999 code for a protein of 261 amino acids. NCBI's taxonomy places the organism in Eukaryota, Metazoa, Chordata, Lepidosauria, Squamata, Viperidae. Gene Ontology annotation, biological process: positive regulation of protein catabolic process; protein ubiquitination. The transcript has 6 exons. Gene Ontology annotation, molecular function: protein binding. The record is from RefSeq and is a predicted model, not a curated record.